Molecule: messenger RNA, 685 nt
Organism: Acanthoscelides obtectus
Lineage: Eukaryota; Metazoa; Arthropoda; Insecta; Coleoptera; Chrysomelidae
Source: the annotation of a GenBank genome assembly
UGCUUCUUUGCAUUAUUUUUGCUUUAUCGUCCAUGCUGUCAAGUUCUACUAAGCACACAUUUUCUGAUAAUUUUCUGGCUCCACUGACUGUUACUGCUACUUUCAAUUUUUCUCCAAUAAAGCUUACCAUCUUUUCUCGCAAAUUUGCUGUUUUGCCCGUAUUUAAGGGAUAUCCUGGUAUAACAAUGUUUUUUCUUCGUUUUUUACUUUCCAUUUUCUCUAUUUUACCAUUAGAUGUGGUGAUUUCCUGUCUUAACUGUUCCACUUCUUUCUUUACCUGUUCGUUUUCCUCUGUAAGAAUGUUUGCCCCUUUUUUGUAUUCAUUUUGUUCUUUUCUCAACUGUUUUACUUCCUCAUACAAUGCAUUCACAUCUUUUCCACAUUCCUCCUGGUUUCGUUUGAUUUACUUAUCAUCCGUAGUGAGAUUGGUUAGAAGCACCAUUUUGAUUGCUUUUGCUUUUUUUUUAAAUUUCUUCCGCAACAUCCCUUUUUCUUUUCCCUUCAUCAAUAGUGUAAUCAUCCGAGUCUGUAAUACUGUUCAUCUAAGGUUUAUUUGUUCUAUUUCAGCCGAUAUGAGUUGUUUCUUCUUUUUAACCUCUUAUAAGGUUUGCUAGGAAAUUUCAGGGUCGCGAUAAUGAUUGAAUCCACCUCAACGGUUCACUGAGAAAUUCACAGUUUUACACUU